Molecule: messenger RNA, 1604 nt
Organism: Coccidioides posadasii C735 delta SOWgp
Lineage: Eukaryota; Fungi; Ascomycota; Eurotiomycetes; Onygenales; Onygenaceae
Gene: KGD2
Product: 2-oxoglutarate dehydrogenase complex E2 component
Biological process (GO): tricarboxylic acid cycle
Cellular component (GO): mitochondrion; oxoglutarate dehydrogenase complex
Molecular function (GO): dihydrolipoyllysine-residue succinyltransferase activity
Source: RefSeq, a predicted model, not a curated record
UCUUCAACACCAACCAGCCCAAGAACUCACUCGUCUUAUCAAGCAGGAUCCGGCCGACGUGGAUGAAAGGUUACACAUCAAUGUUAAGAAGCAUGUCUCCUCGCCUUCAAUUCAGUCCUGCGAUCUCGCGCACCUCAAAUCAAUUGCUCAGACAAAGGACCUGUCAGCAACAGUCGCGUCAAAUUCGGUUACUCUCAUACUCAAGGGUAUAUUCAAACAGCGGCAAAGCUUCACAUCUCUCCCAAUCCGGACUUUGGCGUUCCUCGCAAUGCUUAAGGCGAAAUAUUUUGCGACCAAUUCCAUCGCAAUUAAAUAGUUGCCAGCUACGCUUCUACGCUGAUACCAUCGUUAAAGUCCCUCAGAUGGCGGAAUCAAUUUCAGAUGGGACCCUGAAACAAUUUUCAAAGCAGAUCGGGGACUUCGUAGAGCGGGAUGAAGAGCUCGCCACGAUCGAAACUGACAAGAUCGAUGUUACCGUGAAUGCACCGGAAUCCGGGAUAAUCAAAGAAUUUCUAGCAAAGGAAGAAGACACCGUAACUGUUGGUCAAGACCUCGUCAAACUACAACCGUCGACAGAAAAUCCGAGCUCCGGAAAGGACAAACUUCAGGAAAACACGCAAUCCGCGGAGCUCAAAGUGCGAGAGGAACAACCUCAGGAGCAACCGAACAGAAGAGAGAGGGGAGAGUCGGCCCAGGUUACCCAGCAACAGCCCAGUCCAAAGGAGGAGAAGCCCGCUCCUAAAGUAGAACGAGAGUCUCCAAAAGAAUCCCAGCUAAUGGCUAAUGCCGCCCAUGGGAGCGUUGGCAACAGAGACGAGCGCAGAGUAAAAAUGAACCGCAUGCGACUACGAAUUGCCGAGCGUCUCAAGCAAUCCCAAAACACUGCAGCAUCUCUAACAACCUUCAACGAAGUUGAUAUGUCAUCGCUUAUGGAAUUCCGCAAGUUAUAUAAAGAGGACAUCCUGAAGAAAACCGGUAUCAAGCUUGGAUUCAUGAGUGCGUUCGCGCGCGCGUGUGUAUUGGCCAUGAAGGAAGUACCGGCUGUGAAUGCCUCCAUUGAGGGACCAAAUGGGGGAGACACAAUUGUAUACCGAGACUAUGUUGACAUUAGCGUUGCGGUUGCAACUGAGAAAGGCCUGGUAACCCCCGUUGUGCGAAAUGUCGAAAACAUGGACCUUACUACGAUCGAGAAGGCCAUCGCUGAUCUAGGGCAGAAGGCUCGAGACAAUAAAUUGACCAUCGAGGACAUGGCUGGCGGCACCUUCACUAUUAGCAAUGGAGGUGUUUUUGGCUCAUUAAUGGGCACUCCUAUCAUCAAUCUUCCGCAAACAGGAGUUCUUGGUCUUCACGCAAUAAAGAAUAGGCCUGUGGCAGUCAAUGGGAAAGUUGAAAUCAGACCUAUGAUGUAUCUUGCCUUGACUUAUGAUCACCGCCUCCUCGACGGCAGAGAAGCUGUCACAUUUUUAGUUCGAGUCAAGGAGUUCAUUGAAGAUCCAAGGCGCAUGUUACUGGGGUAAGUCCAGUAGUUGACUUCUUGAUGUUAUAGGUAUAUUCAUCUGUAGUAUUGAAUUAGAGGCGAAGAAUGAAUAUUUUGAAAUUCAGCA